UCUGAUCCCGGGGAGAAUGAGGCACUCGGAGGACAGCAGCAGGUGCGUGGUUUAUCUGUCAAGAUGUGAUCCAGUCCGAUCGCAUUAGGAGGAGACCGAGACAGCACUGACUAAAACACGAGCUUCAUGUGAUACAGAAACACAGAGACAUCGAGAAUCCUCAGGGAGAGAUCUUCCGGUGCAGGACAGGGCUCCUCAGACACUGAUGGACACAGAGAUGUCUCAGACUCCACGCAGGAGAAGAGCGCUGACCACAGAGCCUGCAGACAGAGAGACGUGGUCACGAGAGCACAGAUUGAGGUCAUUAGCAGAGAAACGGAAAACGAGUCCAUACUUCAGUGGAAGGAGUGAGGCUCUCAGUGCCCCGAAGCGCAAGGCCUUCAGGAAGUGGACUCCACCGCGCUCGCCCUUCAACCUGGUGCAGGAGACGCUGUUUCACGACCCCUGGAAGCUGCUGGUGGCCACGGUCUUCCUCAACAGGACCAGCGGUAAGAUGGCGAUCCCGGUGCUGUGGCAGUUCUUCGAGCUCUAUCCGAGCGCAGAGGUGACGCGGGCGAGCGACUGGAGACCUCUUUCUGUCCUGCUGCAGCCGCUGGGUCUCAGCACGCUCCGCGCCAAAACACUCAUCCGCUUCUCCGAUGAGUAUCUGAGUAAAUCGUGGCGGUAUCCCAUCGAGCUCCAUGGCAUUGGCAAAUACGGCAACGACUCGUACCGUAUCUUCUGUGUGGAGGAGUGGAGAGAGGUCACUCCAGACGACCACAAGCUCAACGACUAUCACGCCUGGCUCUGGAAGAACCAGGAGCAGCUAGGAAUCUGAUUUUCUAUACACUCCAGGAUAUCUGAAUAAAUCAUAAUGUGUGCAGCACACAUGUGAAUCAGUGUCAGUAACUCACCAGAGUCUGUCUCCUCAAAACAUCUGAUGUUCUUGUUCUGUCAUCAUGUUGGUUCAUCAGUUCAAGAAAAAUGCUUUCUGUCUGUGUAAAAAAUAAAUGGACUUUUACCUUUUGUA
Carassius auratus (goldfish) is the source of this 1009-nucleotide messenger RNA. It is a transcript of the gene mbd4, whose product is annotated as methyl-CpG binding domain protein 4. Gene Ontology annotation, molecular function: catalytic activity; DNA binding. NCBI's taxonomy places the organism in Eukaryota, Metazoa, Chordata, Actinopteri, Cypriniformes, Cyprinidae. The transcript is spliced from 7 exons. The record is from RefSeq and is a predicted model, not a curated record. The coding region runs from base 206 to 817 and encodes 203 amino acids. Gene Ontology annotation, cellular component: nucleus. Gene Ontology annotation, biological process: DNA repair.